AUAAAAAGAACGAACGAAAUUCUCGUGCGGAAAGUGACUUUUCAGUGUUUGUGUUGGCCUGGGCGGAAGAAGACAGAAAUAAAAAAAUUAGAACAAAAAAGCUCCUCAAAACAUUUCCAAAGGUUCCAAACCAUAAACGACGGCGAGUUCAUCAGGAGCAUCACCACUACUACCACCACCUCUUGGUCCGUCCGUUUGUUGGUCAUUGGUCAGUAGUGGCAGCAGUUGCACCACAAUGAAGCUGGAACCCCCCGUACCUGUUCCGGUCGACUCGAUCCUCUCGUGGGGUUGCGGCGGAGGCGUAGGAGCAGACGACGACGACGACCUCCUCAACGGCAAGUUCAAUUCGUGCGACAUGGCCGACUCGACGACCGGAAGCAGUUUGCACGAUCACCUGCAUCACCAUCACAACAGCAAUUCCCUCUCCGGCGGAGGCAGCGGAGGUGGGCAGCAUCACAGCAUGGCCGGAGGCAGUUCGGGUAACAUGUUGAGUUGUGGAGGAGGCAGCAGCCUGGCAGGAUCCGGCGGCCCAAUCAAUCAGAGCAAUAAAGCCACCUUGCUCUCCCUGGACAACCUGGACGGGCUCCUCCUGUCCGGCGCCACUGUCCUGACGACGCCGACGACGCCCGGACCCGGUCCUGGCGGAGGGCAUAGCUUCGCAGAGUUGAAACCCUUGGCGCUUCCGCCUUUCGAGUACGGAGGCGGCGGAAGCAACGGCGGCAACAAUCUCUCCCUGGACGGCUCCCUAAACAGUUCCGGGUCCAGUCACCAUCACCACAUGGGAGGAGGAGGAGGGACGCGAACGAUCCUGGACAUUAACCUCAACCUGUACAAAGCCAGUCCGUCUGGCAACAACAACAAUAACAAUAAUAAUAACAACAACAACAACAACAACAACAAUUCGGGCAACAACCUCAACUACUACGGUGGCGGUGGCAGUGGUGAGCCCGUGUCGACGACCACGUUGGUCAACGGCCUGGUCAGCGUCGGCGUAGUCAAGGCGGAGAGUAUGGCCGACUACCUGAUGAAUCCGGAAAUCGACGACAUCGCCGCCAUCAUCGGCAACGCCAUCGCCGACAGCACAGUGGCCUCGGCGUCGGCGUCCACGGGUGGCGUCGGAGUCGGUGGUGGCGGAAUGGGCGGCGGAGGAGUGAGCAACGUGGCUGGCGUGGGUCUGGGCGGAGUUGAAAGCCUGGGCCCGGACAUCCGCGAUCCCUGGGCAGAUAUCGACGCCUGGAUCGAGAGCGCCUGUUCCACCGUCUACAAGCACGAGCCCAUGCUGGAGAGUCCGGCCUCUUCGGUGACUUCCGGCACGUCGCAUUCUUCACUGUCUUCCGUCAGUCCGGCCUUCGCUCAUCCAUCGCAGCUUCCGCCCAUGAGCUCCUUACAGCCGCAACAGCAACCGCACAACAGCAGCUGUAGCGUCAGUUCCACCCUGCAGGCGCUCCUGAGUCAAGGAGCGGCGGCAGCCGGAAGCGUAGCCUUGGCUCACAUGAGUCAAGAUCCUUCCGGCGGCGGAGGCGGUCAGAACAACCUCUCGGUGAAAAGUGAGCCCUCCAUGGACAUGCCCCUGCUGCAGCGGAGGUUGACGGCCGGCCGAGAACCGAACCUGAACAACAGCGGAGGUAACAACGGGCCCAUGGGCGGAUUCGUGUCUUGUUCCAUGGCUGGCUCAUCCAACAAGGAGCUCCAGCAACUGCCACACACAACCUUCCACACGGGUCCCACUCUUAACCACGUGACGACGUCCCAGUUGCCGCAUCUCGGUGGAGGUGGCGACUCGAGCGGAUGUCACUCCAGCAGCUAUCCAGCCACGGCCCGCCGGUCGACGGCUGUCAAGAGCAGCAGUAGCGGCUACAACAACAAAGAUUUAAGCGAUCUCGACGAUCCCAUGAGCGGCGGAGGUGGAGGCAGUGGUGGGACGGGCGGUGGCGGAUCGGGUGGUCGGUCCAAGCACAAGAACCGCUCGGGCAAAGCCAAGAUGACGACGGUGAUGACGACAGACGGAUCAGGAAAGGAGAAACCCGUUCACCGGUGCAAUAUCUGCAAUCGGGGAUUCCUCAACAAGUCCAACAUCAAGGUCCACCUUCGUACCCACACCGGAGAGAAGCCCUUCAAGUGUGACGCCUGCGCCAAGGCGUUCCGUCAGAAGGCCCACCUGUUGAAGCACAUGCAGAUCCACAAACGGAUUACCAGAGACUGACCUAUAUUUUUAGAAUUGUUUUUUGUUUCGAGGAGAAAACACAAUCGAAUAACUUACUGUAUAGCAAUCAAACAUUAUUCAUCCCCCACAUCAUCAGGCAUUGAAAGAGAUUAUACUUUUCGUUCAUUCCUUUUAUCCCUCCCCCCCCCUUUCUCCAGAGAUAUAUACCUAAUAUAAAUGUGAGCAGUGUGACGAUUAUUCUUGAGAUGUGUGUGUGGUGUGUGCACCAGGAUGCAGAGACAACUCGUCAAAUCAGGCUUCCCGGUUCCCAAACUUCCAAACAACUCAUGAACGUGGUAGUGUACAAAAUAAGUUUUUGAAAUGGCUGUUGUGUCAUGUCGUGUGUGUCCUUUCCGUCCGCCCACCGACAGCCCAAACGAGUUUUGGCCUUAUGUAAUUCAUUCCUGAAACGUUGCAAGAACAAAAAAGUUUGAAAAAAAAAUUCAUUCGAUUCAGGUCCUAUAAAAAGAAAAACCAAUUUAAUUUAUUUCCUUUUACCAAAACGUGUCACUUCCUUUUGCUCCCAUUUCUCUUCUGAUACGACCCAUUCGGUUUCAUUAAACAUUUUUGUAACGAAAGAAAACAAAAAAAAAGACGAAAGAAAACAAAAACGUGACACGAAAAUUUGAUACCCAGCACACGAGUUGGAAUCAUCAGAGAAAUUGUAUCCCGCCACACCGGAAGAAUUCUCGUCUGCUCUCUCGCGGUGCUGUCAUGUUGCCCUAAAAAAUAAUAAUUUCCAGAAAAUUCACACACACACACACACACACACAACGUUUUCCCUCCACUUCUUUUUUUUUUCCCUGAUUAAAUCGUGUGUUUUUGUGUACAUGUUCAUUUUGCAUAUAUUAUAUACAGAGUAAAAAAUAAUAAGAAAACAACAAUUUUUUGGUGUGGGUCUGACUGAUGCGUGUGCUGUUUGUGUAUGCUUUUUUUUCAUUUCUUUAUUCUCCCGAUAUUUUUUUUUUUCCUUUUCCUUCUUCGUGACACUCGUGCAAUUUCCGAACGAUGUUCUCGAGUGACUCCUUAUAUAUAUAUAUAAUUUGCAAUUAUUAUUAUUUUUUUUUUUGGAAACGAUAAAAUACAGAAGUUGAACGUC
Molecule: messenger RNA, 3302 nt
Organism: Daphnia pulicaria
Lineage: Eukaryota; Metazoa; Arthropoda; Branchiopoda; Diplostraca; Daphniidae
Exons: 1
Coding region: 236-2203 (655 amino acids)
Cellular component (GO): nucleus
Source: RefSeq, a predicted model, not a curated record